Messenger RNA from Adineta steineri, 1952 nucleotides. The record is from the annotation of a GenBank genome assembly. NCBI's taxonomy places the organism in Eukaryota, Metazoa, Rotifera, Eurotatoria, Adinetida, Adinetidae.
CGAAUCAAUUAGAUGAUCCAUAUCAAUCUCAACAAACUUGGCCUUACAUCAAUAAAACAUCCAAACAUCAAGAAAGAUAUUUUGAUAGUUCUUUUUUUUUACCGACAUAUAUAGAAACUAUUCCUACAACAUACAGUAGACCUCUUGUACAUCAAUAUGAAAGAGAGAGACAGUAUCCUCCUUAUCCAGUUUUUGGAAAUGCGGACUUCGUAGAUGUUGAAACUAGUCAAAACUUAGGAUAUGGUUAUACUUCAAAUUCAAAUUAUGGAGGUUGGUCAAAUGCCGGUCUCGCAAAUUUUAGUAACACUAACAGUCUAUCACCAAAGAUUAGAGUUAUUUUUAUACCACCAUAUGCAUCAUCUCUGGCACAGACAUGUACAGGUCCAUUGAAUAUACCACCAUUUCUUUUCAAUCAUAUAGCACAACCUUUGUGUUCAUUACCAUUACCACCACCUUUACCACAAAUAUCAUCAUUACCACUUACACCUGCUGUUCAACAAAGGGUCAUACAACAAUAUUCUAAUCCAGUUGCAACAUUUCCUUUUACUCCAAACUGGCAAGCACCUCAAUCAAUUGCAUCAGCUUAUCCACCAAUUUUACAACAACCAUCAAUAAUGCCAAUGCCAUAUUGUCAAGCACCUCCAUCAUUUGCAUUUACUUGUCCACCACUUUUACCACAACCACCAGCGAUGCCGAUGCCAUCUUGUCAAGCACCUCAAUAUGCUUCACAACCAAACAGUAUACCAAUGUUAUCAUCAAAUACAUCACCUUUAUUACCAUAUUCUAAUCCAGUAUCAUCCGUUCCUCAACUACCAAACAAUAACUAUUCCAAUAUAUGUCGUGCAUGUGUACCACCACCUCCACUAAAUGUAACAGUUACAGAUCAUUCUAAGUUUCAAAAAUGUUCUACUUGUCAUCACAUUCCUACUGAUGGUUCGAAUCCGAAUGUUCAACUUAGUAAUGAUCGAAGUACACAACUACUUCAUCAUCCAAUAAUACAACAACACUAUCCUCGUACCAACAUACAUAUGACUGAAUUUACAUGGCCACAUAAAUUACCACUACUUCCACCUGGUGCUGUUAUUAUUUCUGAUGAAUAUAUUAAAAAGCGCGACAGAUCAUAUCAUAGCUAUUUUUACUCAAAAAGGAAAUAUCCACAACAUGGACAGGAUACAAUGAAAACUGCUGUUGAAUCAGACAAAUCAGCAAUUAUGAAUAAAACUAAUCAUAGAAAACAAUCAAACGAUAAGGCAUCUCAGAGUUUUAAUAGCAGUGCCAGUAGCCACAACUUGCUGUUCAAAUCCGCCAGUAGAAGAUCAUUGCCUUCUCUCUAUAGUUGGACGCCACGCGGUUCACGUCAGCCAACAGAACAUUACUGUCAUGAAUCAUCAAUAUGUCAUCCAUGUACUUCGUCAAAAUAUUCUUCAGAUAACGCAUUAAUGGGCAAGUCUAACAAAUAUCAAAUAGAUGUUACUGAUUCAUAUAAAAGAAAACGAAAUAUUGAUCAUAAUAAACUACUUAAUGGAACACCCACUCGCAAAAUUCGUAUUAUAUACGAACCUUCUAUCUCACAUUGGAUUGCUGAGGUGAAUCAUCAAUUAAAAUCAAAUGAUAAUAAUUCAAAUUCGUUGUCGGUUUCUCCUGCAAUAUCAAACAUUCAUCCAAUAUUCUCAAACAAAAAUAAUCCAAUUAAACAGACAUCACCAGCUUAUAAGAUGUUCCCACUGCUAGAAGAACAAGAAGAAGAAGAGGAAGAAGAAAAUAAGAAAUCUAUUCGUGCUUCUUCUUCAAGUUCAUUGGAAUCCAAACAGUCGACAAAGAACUCAUCUACAAGAAGUACCUGUGAUGUAUCAUACAGUAGUAUUGUCAAUAAUAAAAAAAUGGAUCCAGUUUCUACAACAAGUACAUCGACGGAUAAUAGUAACUUCAAACAAAUAAGACUUUUAUAUUAA